Eucalyptus grandis is the source of this 951-nucleotide messenger RNA. RefSeq lists its product as uncharacterized. Bases 53 to 670 code for a protein of 205 amino acids. The transcript has a single exon. Lineage: Eukaryota; Viridiplantae; Streptophyta; Magnoliopsida; Myrtales; Myrtaceae. The record is from RefSeq and is a predicted model, not a curated record.
CCGCCACAUUUUCUCUCCCUUUGCUCGAUCGAAUCCCGCUUCGGAUAAUUCAAUGGCUACCACUCCUCUCUCCCCCUCCACCGCCGCCGCCGCCGCCGCCGCCGCAACCUCCGCCGCAGGCCGCCACCUACCCUCCGCCAAGCCCCCUCCCUACAGCCUUCCCGUCACGGUUACGCGGCCGAGAACCAGCUCCAACAGGCCAGUGACUAAGCUCCACGUCUCCUCCUCCUCCUCCGAAACCGCCGCAGCCGCAGCCACCACCGCCGCCGCCGCCCAGCCGAAGGAGGAGACCGUCUUCUUCGACGGCGGGGCCCACUACGGCGACCUGGCGGUGAACCUCCUGCUGGGGUUCACGCUGCUGUGGCUGCCGCUGACGCUGGCGGCGGUGUCGCGGGCGUUCUACCUCCGGUACCGGUUCACGAACCUGCGGGUGACGGUGGUGUCGGGGCUGACGGGGCAGGACCGGAGCGACUUCUCGUACAAGGUGAUCGAGGACGUCCAGGUGGUGCCGCGGUUCAUCGGCGAGUGGGGCGACAUCGUCAUCACGCUGAAGGACGGCACCAAGGUCGACCUCCGGAGCGUGCCCAAGUUCCGGGAGAUCGCCAAGUACUGCUUGGCCAUGGCCGAGAAGGCCGUCGUCUUGAAGGAGGAGGGCCCUAAGGGCUUUUGAGGUUUAACUCGAUAUAUAUAAAUUGACCUUUUAUCUCGUUUUAUUCGAAGUAUGUAGACUUUUUUGGCCAUUAUAAUACGUAGAUAAAAGGAAUUUUCUUUCUAUUUUUUUCAUUGCCUAGUCCGGCUGAUGAUCAUGUGAUUGCUACCUUCUAUGUGACCGAAUUGUUUUUCCCUCCCUUUCUUGUAAAUCGACAUGUAACAUUUGUGUUGCUUGGUCUUUGCACCGAGACGGCUUUUGCUAUUGUUACAGCGGGAUUAUUGGAGGAACAAAUUUAUUUC